AUGUCCGUAGAGACGUUAACCACCAUCUCCCCCACCACCAACGGCCCCAUCCUUACCCGCGCCGGCAUUUCAGAGUCCGACCUCCUUACCCUCCCACAGACAGCCCAAACGGCUUUCCGCUCUUUUUCCCGCUCUACGACCCUUGCUCAACGCCAAGAAAUUGUCGCAAAAGCCCUUGCCAUCCUCUUGAAGAAGAAAGAUGCGCUUGCACGCGAAGUCACGGAGCAGAUGGGUCGCCCGAUCGCAUACACGGGCGCAGAGAUUACAACCGCAGUCAAGCGUGGAGAAUACUUAAACCGAGUGGCGGGCGAAGUUUUGGGGGACAAGAUCGAAGCAGACAGCGAGGCGGGAUUCAAAAGAUACUUAAAAAAAGAACCUGUUGGAGUUGUAUUGGUUCUCUUUGCCUGGAACUAUCCGUAUUUGAUCCUUGUCAACAGCUUGAUCCCGGCCCUUCUCGCUGGGAACGCGGUAAUCCUCAAACCCUCGCCCCAGACCCCAACCGUUGUCGAACAGAUGGCUGCUAUUUUUGCCGAGGCGGGCCUCCCACAGAAUGUAAUUCAAUACUUCCACUCGGGGUCACCCACCUCCAUCGAAACACUUAUUCGCUCUCCACUUAUUAAUCACAUUUGCUUUACUGGCUCCGUCGCCGGGGGUUUAGGAGUGCAGAAAGCCGCGGCAGACAGAAUCGUUAGCGUUGGGUUAGAGUUAGGUGGCAAUGACCCUGCAUACGUCCGUGACGACGUUGACGUCGCUUGGGCAGCCGAGGAAAUUGUCGACGGGGCAAUCUUCAACAGCGGCCAAAGUUGCUGCGCUAUAGAGCGGGUAUAUGUUCAUGAAAAAAUUCACGAUGUGUUCGUGGAAGAGGUUAAGAAGGUUCUAUCAAAAUACCGGGUAGGCGAUCCAUUCGAUGAAAAGACCCAGAUUGGACCUGUUAUUUCGAAGAGAGCCAAGGAGAAUAUCCUUUCACACAUUGACGAUGCUGUGAAGAAGGGAGCCAAAGACGAAACUCCCGCCAACUCGACAUUUGAGAAUAUGCCGCCUGAAGGCAAUUUUGUCAAGCCAACACUAUUGACAGGAGUGAAUCAUGAUAUGGUUGUCAUGACAGACGAAACCUUUGGCCCAAUUAUCCCUGUCAUGAAGGUUAAAGAUGACGAUGAGGCCAUUCGGCUGAUGAAUGACAGUGACCUAGGAUUAACCGCGAGCGUUUGGACUAAAGAUGUGGGUACCGCAGAAGACUUGAUUGAGCGGAUUGAGGCUGGAACAGUGUUUGUCAAUCGUGCUGAUUAUCCAAGUCCGGAUCUUGCCUGGACUGGCUGGAAGAACUCUGGGCGAGGAGUUACACUGAGCAAGUUCGGAUUUGAUCAGUUUGUGAAGCUGAAGAGCUUCCAUUUGAAGGAUUAUCCAAAAUAG
This is a messenger RNA of Coccidioides posadasii C735 delta SOWgp, 1410 nucleotides long. RefSeq lists its product as uncharacterized. NCBI's taxonomy places the organism in Eukaryota, Fungi, Ascomycota, Eurotiomycetes, Onygenales, Onygenaceae. Gene Ontology annotation, molecular function: oxidoreductase activity, acting on the aldehyde or oxo group of donors, NAD or NADP as acceptor. The record is from RefSeq and is a predicted model, not a curated record.